Penicillium angulare is the source of this 1149-nucleotide messenger RNA. RefSeq lists its product as uncharacterized. Lineage: Eukaryota; Fungi; Ascomycota; Eurotiomycetes; Eurotiales; Aspergillaceae. The transcript has 5 exons. The record is from RefSeq and is a predicted model, not a curated record. The coding region runs from base 1 to 1149 and encodes 382 amino acids.
AUGGUUGUCACUACGCAAAAUCUUAAAGAUGACAAGGGCCCUAAGAUCCUGGCAGUGGUGUGGACGUUGACGUCUUUCACCCUUAUGAUGGUCGUUGCUCGAGUCUUCAUUCGCUUGAAGAUGCUCAAGAACUUCGGCAUCGAUGACUACCUGAUUGUAGUUGCCAUGGCAUUGGGCCUUGCCUAUUGUGGAGCAACGACAGCAUCGGUGUAUUAUGGCUUUGGAAAACACAUGGUUGAAGUUGAGGAACAUGGAAAUCUGGUCAUGGCCAUGUUACUCAACAAUGUCAGUUUUUUAUUGGGAAUCCUGUCGUUCACGAUCCCAAAAAUUGCAGUGACAUCCAUGCUUACAAGGAUUAUGAAUCCUGGUUUAAUCCAAAAGAUCAUUCUUUGGACGUUGGUUUCAACUGCUGCUGCCGUGUCUUGUAUUUGUAUCGUCAUACUCUUCACCAUGUGUGAUCCACCCCGCGCUUUGUGGACACCGGCACUCCAGGAGUCGGGCGAGGCAACAUGCAAGAGCACUUGGAUGCUUAUCAAUUAUGCUAUCUUCACCGGUGCUAUUUCUGCUUCAGUUGAUCUUUACCUCGCCAUUUACCCCAUGACCGUUCUCAUGAAACUGCAAAUGUCCCUGCGCAAGAGGGUCGCUCUCUCCGCCGCCUUGGGACUAGGUGCGAUCGCAGCAGCUAUGGCCAUUGUGAAAUGCACACAGCUGCAUGGACUUGCAGACAAAUCCGACUAUACUUAUGGAACAGCAGACCUCAUUUUAUGGACUAAUAUCGAAGCCAACGUCGUCGCCAUUGCCUCCUGCAUCCCCACUCUCCAACCUCUCCUCGAGAUCAUCCUCGGCAAACGGACACUAGGCUCAUACAGCAAUGGCAAUAGCGGAGGUUACAAAAAGCAAAGCAGCAACUGGAAUGCAUCAUCUAACGAUAGAAGCAAGAGAUCGGCUGCACGGAAAGAUGACUUAGCUAUUACCAAUGUUGAGAGCCAAGAAAGUAUCCUUGGUUCAGAUGGAGGGAAGAAUGGCCAUGUGCAGGAGAGCUCUAACGAGAUCCACAUGAGUCCCAUUGCCAUCCGACGGACAGACAACUUUACGGUGGACUAUGAGUCGCGGCCUCAAGCUGGAGAUAGCACGCACGGCUCAUGGUAA